AUGGUUAAAACAAAUGUUGUCUCUUUUGUUUUAUUUGCUGCUAUUGUGCUAUGUAUAGGAUCCAUUCAAAUAAAUGGACAAAAACACAUUGCACCGUGGAUAUCUGAAGAAAAAUCGAUAUGUUGUAGAGAACAUCCGAGUCUUGGAAGGUGUCUUCCAGGCAUUGAUGAUAGGCCACGAAUCUGA
Molecule: messenger RNA, 186 nt
Organism: Arabidopsis thaliana (thale cress)
Lineage: Eukaryota; Viridiplantae; Streptophyta; Magnoliopsida; Brassicales; Brassicaceae
Product: Defensin-like (DEFL) family protein
Exons: 2
Coding region: 1-186 (61 amino acids)
Source: RefSeq, marked reviewed